AUGUCUUUUAAAGGAAAGUCAGUGAUUGUGACCGGAUCGAGCUCGGGCAUUGGCCAAGAAUGUGCAUUGUUGUUCGCUGAGGAAGGAGCUUAUGUUACUGUGCAUGGACAGUCGCUUGAGGGGAUUAAUGUGAGUAAAAAGCCAUUUUGUAUUUUGUAAAGAAAGUUCUUGCUAUUUUUAGUUUUGUAAAGAAAGUUCUUGCUAUUUUUAGUUUUGUAAAGAAAGUUCUUGCCUUUUUAUGUUUUGUAAAGAAAGUUUUAGACAUUUUUUGCUUUGUAAAGAAAGUUCUUGCCAUUUUCAGGAGACCAUAGCAUUGCUAAAAGAAGCCGGCAUCAAGGAGACCCAUUAUCAGUACGUACAAGGUCCAAUUCAAGACGAAAAGAUUCAAGAUGAGCUGUUUGACAAAACGGUCGAAAAGUUUGCCAAAGUUGACAUUCUGGUCAAUAAUGCCGGUUUAUGUCAAGGGCCUGGCCUUGAACAGGAAUCGCUUGAAAACUUUGACUAUGUCAUGGAUGUUAAUCUUAGAAGGUAAGUUUUUUGGGUUGGAAAGGCAGUUUUUUGUUUUUUUACCUUACCCUACUUAUCCUACUUUACCCUAACUUACCCUAACUUAUUCUACCCUACCUAUAGUAAAACUGUUUUAAAAACUACUUUUUAGUAUAAUAUCGAUGACAAGAAAAGCCAUCAACCAUCUCGAAAUAACUCAUGGCAACAUUGUCAAUGUCAGUUCGAUUGCUUCGAAAAUGUGUUUCCCGCCUUCUCAACAUUACUGUGCCAGUAAAUCAGCGUUGAAUAACUACACCAAGAACUCGGCUUUACAGUAUGCUCACAAGCAUGUCAGAAUAAAUGCUGUUAGGUAGGUAUAUGAUCUUUAUGAGAUUGAACUAAACCUAGCGUUAGGGUUUUGGGAUAAGGUUGUGGACUAGGGUUCUAGACUAGAGUUUUGGGCUAAGACUCUAGGCUAGGGCUUUAGCUAUGGCUUUGAACUAAGGCUUGGGUUAGGGUUUUGAGCUAGGGCUCUGGGCUAAGGCUCUGGGCUGGUGCUAAGGCUUUGGGCUAGGGAUUUAGACUAAGGCUUUGAUUUUAGCCCAGGCUCAAUCUACACCAAAUUCCGUCUCCGUCACGCUGAUAAUAAGGAAGAAGUUGAUCAAAUGUAUGAAAACCGACACGAUUGGAUCCCAUUGAGACGUACUGGAACGGUCAGAGAAGUUGCCAAUGUUAUUGCGUUUUUGGCUUCAAAUAAAGCAUCUUAUGUCACUGGCUCUAACUAUGUUGUAGACGGUGGAGCUUUGGCUGGAAAGCCUUUUGAGCCUGUAUAUGAAUAA
Molecule: messenger RNA, 1325 nt
Organism: Bursaphelenchus okinawaensis
Lineage: Eukaryota; Metazoa; Nematoda; Chromadorea; Rhabditida; Aphelenchoididae
Source: the annotation of a GenBank genome assembly